AAUUGAGGAGGCAGGGGAAGGUUAGUCAAAACAUUGGAAUUUCCACACUUGAACAUAGAGGAUGACACAACUCAACACCCCCAAAGACAAGGUCACAAAAAACUCAUGAAACGAUGUGCUUGCCCACUAGCCUCUUUACUUCUCCUAGCAAUAGUAAUCAUAGUUUUAAUCUUCACAAUAUUUCGUGUCAAGGGUCCCAUGAUCACAAUGAACACCAUCAAGAUCACAAAGUUCCAACUUGUCAACACCACCAUGACACCUCAACCCGGUGCCAACAUGUCCUUAGUUGCAUCGUUUAGGUAUGCCAACACCACCACGAGUUUGUACUAUCAUGGUGUCUUGGUGGAGGAGGCUAGAGGACCACCUGGGAGGGCCAAGGCCAGAAGAACAUUGAGGAUGAAUGUCACAAUUGAUGUCAUCAUGGAUCGCGUCGUUUCUAGCCCGGAUUUUGCAACGGAUUUAGGUUCGGGGCUGUUGACUAUGAGCAGCUUCUCUAGAGUUUCUGGGCAGGUGAAGAUCUUGAACUUGAUUAAGAGACAUGUUGUUGUGAAAAUGAAUUGCACCACCACUUUUAAUAUUUCCACACAGGCUAUUAAGGAGCAGAGUUGUAAGCGGAAGGUUAAACUUUAGUGAUCAUGUGUAAUGUGUUAGUUUAGUUUCUUUCCUCCACUCUGUAUCAUCCAUCCAAAUUACUAUAUUAGUUUAGUUUAUCUUAGUUUCCUUGAAUAUACUUGCAAAAUUACUGUACCAAAAAAUAAUGAGUGUUUACUUUCUUCUAAACAAAAGUCAAAUUGAUCAAAAUCCCUCUAUUUGGGGGCGAUUAUAUUUUUAAGAGUCGAGAUUUCAUAUUAAAACAAAUACAAUUUGCGUGUAAAAAGAUUAUGUUUUAGACUUAGUUUGAAGGUAUCCAACUCAACUAUUCUCAA
Molecule: messenger RNA, 926 nt
Organism: Glycine soja
Lineage: Eukaryota; Viridiplantae; Streptophyta; Magnoliopsida; Fabales; Fabaceae
Exons: 1
Coding region: 106-630 (174 amino acids)
Source: RefSeq, a predicted model, not a curated record